Chinchilla lanigera (long-tailed chinchilla) is the source of this 3634-nucleotide messenger RNA. It is a transcript of the gene Mtfr1l, whose product is annotated as mitochondrial fission regulator 1-like. Bases 1873 to 2742 code for a protein of 289 amino acids. Gene Ontology annotation, cellular component: mitochondrion. NCBI's taxonomy places the organism in Eukaryota, Metazoa, Chordata, Mammalia, Rodentia, Chinchillidae. Gene Ontology annotation, biological process: mitochondrial fission; aerobic respiration. The transcript is spliced from 7 exons. The record is from RefSeq and is a predicted model, not a curated record.
GGGCGCGGAGGUGGCGUGUGGAGGGCUGGUCGGCCAGCGUGGCCGGAGGGCAGAGGGCGGAGGAGGAGGCGGAGUGGAUGUGAAGCCCGACUGCAGGCCUCGUCACUUGCCGGGAGCUUGGCGUAGAGAGGGCAGGGAGAACGGGGCUGGCCACCGUGCAGGGUCCCUCGGCCCGUACUCAGGAGUCCAGAUUUUAUCCUGUUGGCCCUAGCAAGCCAGUUUUAAACGCAGGAGCGAGAUGAUUAGCAGUGGGCUUUGGAAAGAUACCAGCGGCUGUGUCCGGAGGGUUAGGCGAGCCGAGUCUUUGGAGGGGAGGCACGGCGGGAGUGGCUAACAGCACCGUGGAGUGAACUUCUCACACGCACUGCCACUCAGCACGGAGCCUGGCACACUGGGCGACUUUGAUAAAGGGCGGGGAGUGAAUUGAAAAGAUGGAGCCUGUGCCAGAGGCGGCAGAAUCUGGACCUGACAUUUGGUGCUUUCUUCACUGCAGGACCACUGAGUGACCUGAGACAAAUCCUUUCUCUCUCCAUCUUCCCUUUUCCUAAAAUGACCCCUCCUCUCCCGAGGUAAAAGGAGGACACUCCAGGGGAGGUCUCUAGAGAGCUGUUGGUCCAGUCUCAGGCCCCCCAGCGACUUUUCACCCAGCAUUCCUUGCCUGUCUGACAACCGAGUCCACCUUUGUCUGUUUUUACAGCCUUCUAAUCUUCUGCCCCUUUACAGAUCCCUCGACUUCCUAUGCUGCACCUGUGCUCAGGCUGCUGUUUUUCUUGCCUUCCUGCUGCCUCUGAACCCAUCAUGGGAUCAGGGCAUUGAACUUACCUGGCCACCUGCUUAGUAUGCCUUAUUCUCAGCCUUCCUUAAAAUAAAGUGUCCAGGUCCUGCCUCUCUGCAGCACUGUGAGUUCCUUGAAAGCAUGACUUUGUCUUACUCUUUCAUAACCCCUACAAUAUCCAGCACAAGGCCUGGUACUAAAGUAUUGUUGGGGUUUCAGGAACCAGAGUACACAUGAGCUCACUGAUUGUGUUUGCUCACCAUGCAAGGACAGCUAUGAAGAGCAGUCAGGACUGACUCCCCAUCUGUGUCAUAUUUUAAAUUUCAUUAAGCACCUUAAAAUACCCACUUCACUGACCCUUAAGGUAACCUAGAGUGGCAGUUUUUCCUGUCUCCUUUUUAUAGAUAAACCAACAUUCUGAAAGGUUCCAUAACGCUUGACUAUGGCCACAAAAGCCAGCAGGUGAUCAAGCCAGGAGAAAGAGAGGGUGGGAGGGAAAUUAGCUCUUGUAGCUCAGUAGACUGAGUUAGUAUGAGCUGGCUGUGGAUUCUUACCCCUUGUAGGGGCCCAGCACUGCUAGGCUGGAUGGCAAAUACUGUGCUUUUGUGUCUCAUCUUCAAGAAGGAAUACUGGACUUAGAUAGUACCUUCAGUUUGGCUCUCCCAUGAGCUUUGUAGCUACCAAGAGUUCUCUCCCCACCCCUUACCCCCCCCCCAGCUUUUUUUGGAACCCAAGUAUUCACACUAGGCUGCAUCUCCAGCCCUUUUUUAUUGUUUAUUUUGAAAGAGGGUCUCAGUAAAUUGUCCAAGAUGGGCUGUAACUUGUAAUUCUCCUGCCUCAGCUUCCCAGGGUGCUGGGAUUAUAGACAUGCACCGCUGUGCAUUAGUCUUUUGAAGUUUUGCCUAAGGAAACUUUAGAGAUCUGGAAGUCUCCCUGGGUUGGCCAAGCUUACCCAGCAAGUCUAGAAAGAACAUAACCCAGGAAGGGAAAUCUGGUGUUCUCAAGAUGGCCUGAUAUGAAGUACCACCUCCGGCCUCUUCAAGGUGCCCUGAGGCUGCCUUGUGCUUCCGGUGCAGGAGCUGGUUGAAGUAUCAGGAAUGGAAGCCAAUGUGACUAUCCCAAUCUGGCAAAAUAAGCCACAUGGAUCUUCUCGAAGUGUAGUGAGAAGAAUUGGGACCAACCUACCCCUGAAACCAUGUCCCCGGGCAUCCUUUGAGACCCUGCCCAACAUCUCUGACCUGUGUUUGAGAGAUGUGCCCCCGGUCCCUACUCUGGCUGACAUUGCCUGGAUUGCUGCAGAUGAAGAGGAGACAUAUGCCCGGGUCAGGAGUGAUACACGCCCCCUGAGGCAUACCUGGAAGCCCAGCCCUCUGAUUGUCAUGCAACGCAAUGCCUCAGUGCCCAACCUGCGUGGGUCUGAGGAGAGGCUUCUGGCCCUCAAGAAGCCAGCCUUGCCAGCCCUAAGCCGUACCACUGAGCUGCAGGAUGAGCUGAGCCACUUGCGCAGCCAGAUUGCCAAGAUAGUGGCAGCUGAUGCAGCUUCGACUUCAUUAACGCCAGAUUUCUUAUCUCCAGGAAGUUCAAAUGUCUCUUCUCCCUUACCUUGUUUUGGAUCCUCAUUCCACUCUACAACUUCCUUUGUCAUUAGUGACAUCACCGAGGAGACUGAGGUAGAGGUCCCUGAGCUUCCAUCAGUCCCCCUGCUUUGUUCUGCCAGCCCCGAAUGUUGUAAACCAGAACACAAAGCUACCUACAGCUCAUCAGAAGAGGAUGACUGCAUCUCUCUGUCCAAGGCCAGCAGCUUUGCAGACAUGAUGGGUAUCCUGAAAGACUUUCACCGGAUAAAACAGAGCCAGGAUCUGACCCGGAGUUUAAUGAAGGAAGAAGACCCUGCUGUGCUUAUCUCUGAGGUCCUAAGAAGGAAGUUUGCUCUAAAGGAAGAAGAUAUCAGUAGAAAAGGAAACUGAUAGCACUCCACCCUGCAAACUCAGUCUCAUGCUCCUGGAAUUUCUUCAAUAGCUGCCUUCCUCACCGCAGAUGUUUCUGCCUCUCAGUUAGGAAUCUUCUGCAACAGUCUUGCUGACACGCUAGAGCUUGGAAAGAGAAGAGCUGGAUUAUGUGUUUCCAUGCUUCAAACCUUAGCAAAAGCUAAGGUCUGUGGUUUGAGCUGAGACAUUUCUUACAGGUAAUUGUGUAGAGUGGCUUAGUUUAUGGGGUAAGAUAGAUGUUUCUUGUAUUCUCUUACCCCUCUGUGAAAAUAGGUCCUAAAUGAAUGACUUCACUGCAUUAGAUCCCAUAACUUGUCUCACAAGACACUUUGUGCCCAGCUGUCACUCACUCUCAGCAGCUUCCUUAUAGGACAGCAGGGCUUUAGGGAAAGGACUGUGUUUAUGUACAUGUUCACAAGGCAGGAAGAUCUUACACUGCUCUAUCAUAAACCUACACCAGUGCCCAGCAAUCCCCCUUCCCUGUAGUUGGAGAGGACGGGCUACUGGACCAGCCAAUACUUGGGCUGCAACUGGGAAGCCUAGGUGGUUUUUUUCUGAAGCAUAUUUUGUAAUACUGUACAACCAAAUCUACCCUCCAAGGCCAUGAAGCCUCAUCAGUUCCACUGAUUAAAAAAUUUUUCUUCCAUGGACUUUAGUUUAAGUCCAGUAGGAGAGAGAAAUGAGGAGGGGAAAGAACAUGCCAUCCUUCUUCCAGGCCCUGGAAUGACUUCUUCUUUGGGUUGGGCCAAGGUUUGCACCUACUGCAUCAUGCAUGACUCAGAUGCCCUUGGGGCCCCUUUCUCUGUGGUAUGUAUACUGUGUGUUUUUGGGUUGAAACACUACCUGGCAUUAAAUGAAGGAUUUGGAGAAA